Messenger RNA from Actinia tenebrosa (Australian red waratah sea anemone), 1599 nucleotides. RefSeq lists its product as uncharacterized. NCBI's taxonomy places the organism in Eukaryota, Metazoa, Cnidaria, Anthozoa, Actiniaria, Actiniidae. The record is from RefSeq and is a predicted model, not a curated record.
AUGGAUGAUGCUCAUGAUGAGUCAGAUCUAGACCUAGAUGAGGAGCCAAUGUUAGAUGAUUUCACCAUCAUCCUUGCUCUACUGGCCACUGCCAUCGUUGUGUUCUAUAUAUUGUAUUCAAACUGGCCGGCAUCAUCGCAAAGCUCAUCCAAACAGGAGCCAAGUAACUUUGAAGAAGAUAACAAUUCACGGAGUGAAGUAGAUAAACCAGAAGAUCUUCUUUUUGAUGACUCUGAUGAUGAAAAUGCGACGGACCUCGACCUCGAAUUCCCUGCGGAAGAAUACGAAGAAUAUCUGGAAAGGAUUGAUAAUGGCUUGAGGAGUAUGAAGAAAAGUAAAGAAGAUUCUAUUCACGAGCAAGAAAAACUUCAUGCGGCGACCGAAAAUGAAGAGCUAUCUAAUCUCGAUAUGUUAAAGCGGGGUAAAGCCGAAGAAUCUGUGAUAGAAACUCAUUUAGGUGACAUCAGUGAAGACGUUUGCCCGAUGAAACAUGGGAGCGCCCAUGAUAAAAGGGAAGGUGAAAUUCCAUCCAACUUCGACCAAGAUACUGUUCUGUUAAGCGACAGUUGUGUUGAGAUCACAGCAGCAGGUGUGCUUGAAGGUGAAGUCGAGGAAAAAACCUGUAUUGACGCAAGUGAGAAUCUCCCAGAAGAAGAAGGGGCUAUUCCGGUAGCAAGAGAAAGCCUUCAUGCAGAAGGUGGGGAUGCAGUUACUUCAACUGUCCCUAAUACAGAUUCCGUUGAAGUGAAGACGGAAUCAAGAUCAGAAGAAAGCGAAGAAGAUGUCAUCCUUGACAAAGAUUAUGAAGAAAAUGAGGCUGCAGCGACUUCAACUGACGAAGUUACAAUAACAGGAAUCAUUUCUGUUGAGAGUAAAGAAGAUGUCGUCCCGAUGGAAAAGAACAAUAUUAAUCUUGAUGAAGAGUAUGAAAAAAGUGAGGCUGUAGUGACUUCAACUGAUGAAGUUGCAGUGACAGAAAUGAGUUCUGAUGAAAUGACUUCAACUGAUGAAGUUGCAGUGACAGAAAUGAGUUCUGAUGAAAGUAAAGAAGAUGUCGUCCCGAUGGAAAGGAACAAUCCUGACGAAGGUUAUGGGGAAAGUGAGGCCACAGUUACUUUAACUGAAGGGACAGUAACACAAAUAAGUCCAGAUGAAAGUAGAGAAGAUGUCAUCCCGAUGGCAAAGGACAAUCUUGAUGAAGAACAUGCAGUUGGUGAUUACCCAGACUACGUUCGAGUUAGUGGCAGUGUUAUGGAACGCAAAACAUCGCAAAAUUCUCCUGAAGAUGCCGAUUCUACAUCUGAUAUUAACAAAGUCAUGAUAGGCGGUAGUUCAAUUGAGGUAACUCCAUGCGAGGCAUCCACUUUGAAGUCAAAUGAAGGUCCCAGUGAAGACCAGACCAGCGAAGCCAGUAAAAAAGGCGAGGAAAAUUGUGCUAAUGAUCAGAUACAAAACAGCGAUCGAGAAACUUCAGCAGUCGAAAAUGCCCAAGAAGAACACGACGAACAAGAUCUAACAUCACAACUAGCUCUAGAGGAAGUCAUGUCCGAAGAAUGGAAUCCUGUGAGGGUAAAAUUUUCAUCUCUAACGGGACAUUGA